AUGUCAACAUCCUCAACUGUCUUCUCGACCUUCUUUCAGCACUUUGUAAACAGCAACCUGUCUCGCGAAUCCGGCGGUUAUGUCUACCAACCUAGAGGCAUGGAGCUCAAAAUCAACGCCCCGAUGGACGACAUGCCAAUCCAGUACAUGCCUGACGGUUCCAUAGCGCCAAAGUUCGAAGACAUUGUCCGCAACACCAGUGCAACAACAACAGCGGAAUUAAGCACCCAGGUCGAAGUGCUUCAGAUGAAUCUCGUCGCGUUCUGGAUCGCCACAAGCAUCCUAAUCUGGCUUAUCAUCACCAUCAUCAUCCUCGGAUCCGUGCAAAGAAAAUACUACGGCGGUAUGAUGCGCAACAUCGAAUGUAUUGCCGACGUACUGGUUCUUAUCGCUGGAAGCGAACGUUUGCUUGACGUUAUCAGAGAGAAGGGCUUCGAUGCUAUAGUCAAGGAGGACAAGAUGUUGACGCGUAUGGGAUGGUUUCGAGAUGUUGAUGGAACUAUGCGAUGGCGGAUUGACUUGGUUGAGGAAAAGCAAGUUAAGGUGCAGCCUAUUCGUUUGGGCCCUGGGUAUACGCCCGUAAUGGAUGGCGAUGGGGUGCGUGACGUAGAUGCUGUGUCGGAUCGUAGCGUCUCACCACCGGGUAGCAACGACGAAGGCCAUGUAGAUGCUGCGUUGGGCGCUGGCGUCACUAGGUCGGGAUGA
Molecule: messenger RNA, 705 nt
Organism: Alternaria infectoria
Lineage: Eukaryota; Fungi; Ascomycota; Dothideomycetes; Pleosporales; Pleosporaceae
Exons: 2
Coding region: 1-705 (234 amino acids)
Source: RefSeq, a predicted model, not a curated record